Helianthus annuus (common sunflower) is the source of this 1201-nucleotide messenger RNA. Its product is annotated as expansin-A4. Gene Ontology annotation, cellular component: extracellular region. The transcript is spliced from 3 exons. The coding region runs from base 141 to 911 and encodes 256 amino acids. Gene Ontology annotation, biological process: plant-type cell wall organization. NCBI's taxonomy places the organism in Eukaryota, Viridiplantae, Streptophyta, Magnoliopsida, Asterales, Asteraceae. The record is from RefSeq and is a predicted model, not a curated record.
UAGGGCAAAAUCGAAUUACUUUCAAGUAAUAUAAGAUUCCUCAACUGUAUUCUCUCUCCUCAUUGGACACAAUAAGUAGCAGUUGAGAUUUCAUUCUCCUCACCUCACACUUUCAACUUCAACUUCUCAACUCUGUGAACAUGGAGCUCAGGGGUUAUGUGGUCAUUUUUUGUGCGGUUUUGACCGCGGUCAAUGCUCGUAUUCCCGGAGUUUACACCGGAGGCCAGUGGGAGAGUGCUCAUGCCACCUUCUACGGUGGCAAUGAUGCGUCCGGUACCAUGGGAGGAGCAUGUGGGUACGGUAAUUUGUACAGCCAAGGCUAUGGCGUCAACACCGCAGCGCUCAGCACUGCGCUGUUCAACAACGGGCUGAGCUGCGGUGCUUGUUUCGAGUUAAAGUGUGUGAAUGACCCGCAGUGGUGCCAUCCAGGCAGCCCGUCGAUUUUCAUCACGGCCACGAAUUUUUGUCCGCCUAACUUUGCCCAACCGAGUGAUAAUGGCGGGUGGUGCAACCCGCCACGAACCCAUUUCGACCUCGCCAUGCCUAUGUUUCUCAAGAUUGCGCAAUAUCGUGCUGGCAUAGUUCCCGUCUCUUACCGCCGGGUCCCAUGCCGAAAGCAAGGCGGGAUAAGAUUCACCAUCAACGGAUUCCGUUACUUCAACUUGGUUCUCAUAACCAACGUUGCUGGAGCCGGGGACAUAACGCAAGCGUGGGUGAAAGGUUCAAGGACCGAAUGGAUGAGUCUUAGCCGCAACUGGGGUCAAAACUGGCAAUCAAAUGCGGUACUCGUUGGUCAAUCACUUUCUUUUAGAGUCAGAGGCAGUGAUCGUCGCACUUCCACCUCAUGGAACAUCGUCCCUGCUGACUGGAAAUUCGGUCAAACCUUCACCGGGAAAAAUUUUCGAGUUUAACCACUACAUUAAAAUAUAAAGUGUGGCUUGAUCUUUACUAAUAAAGAUUUUUGUGUCUUAGGUCUAGGUGUCAAUUUAAAUUCAAAAUCAGGUUUUGACUUUUGACUUAAGAAAGUCAAAAGAAAGAGAUAGGAUUGAGAGGUUUGUUUGAGGGGUAUUUUUGACAUUUGAGAAAUGCUUGUAAGAGGAGCUGAAGAUGAGUUUUAACUCAUUUCGGCCCACAGCUUUCUGUUUCUUGUAUCUUUUAUUAUUGUUACAACUAUCAAUUAUAAAAAUACACUUAUCUAUUA